AUGUCUCAAGUUUAUCGCGAGCGCGAUGUGCGCUAUACAAGAGAUCAAAGUCCUUCGUCCGAUGACGAGAAAUAUAAAACUACAACUAUAAGACGAUACAAAGUUAGCGGCGGACAAGGCGGCAAUAGGGUCGUCGAACGGGAUCGCGUCGAGCGCCUCGAAGAGGACGAUGAUCGCCGGUCAAGAUAUUCGCAUUCCCAUGCCGGCCGUUCAUCCGCCGAUCUGUUAGAGAUUGAUCGCCGCGUGGAUAGACACUACCCCGAGCGACCGAAAUCAGAACACGACCGAUACAGAACUGUCGAGUACGAGCGAGACCGCGAUAUCGACAGGGAUUAUUAUCCCGAACGCCGAACUACAGUCAUCGAAGAAAUAAGACAAACCUCUACAUCGCCUCGCGAUCACUAUUGGGACCGUCGCUCGGCAGACCCAUGGGGCGAUAUUCGAGAAACGGAUGUUCGCCUUGAUAAACGGGUUGUCCGAAAGGAUCCUGAUGGCGAUGUUCAGGUCAAGGAGAAGACCGUGGAAGAGCGUAGGGAUGAUCCCCGCGAUUACAAGGAGCGAGAUAUCGAGUUCGAACGCCGAAUAAUUAGGGAAAGAGAACCUCAUGAAGAUAUUGAGCGAUACCGACGGGAAACCGAAUAUUAUGCAGCUCCGUCUCCCCCACCAGCACCUGUCGUAAUUCGUCAAAAAGCUCCCGAACAAAAGGUUGUCAUUCAUGAGGCUCCCGCUCCCCCCCCUGUAAUUAUGCCACGCCAGGAACCCACAUACAUUGUCCUUAGAGAUCAACGCCACGAAGUUGAACGCCGUCCUGAACGCCGGGAAGAAGAUGAUUAUCAAUACAGACGUCGCCGUGAUGAUCGAAAAUAUGAGAGCGAUGGCUACGAAGAAGACUAUUAUGUCAAGCGAACUGUCAUCAAGCGUGAACGUAGCUCAAGCUCUGACCACCACAAAAGACGUCAUCUUGCUGAAGGCGCUCUCGCUGGUGCUGGUAUCACCGCUCUGCUCGGAGGUCGCGGCAACGGCGAUCACCAAGAACAUAGAGGACGAAAAGUCCUUGCCGGUGCCGCUUUAGGCGCAUUAGGUACCGAAGCCGUGCGCCGUGCUAAGAGUGCAUAUGAGGAUAGAUAUGAAGACCGAUAUGAAGAUGACUACGACGACGAUUACCACCGACACCGACACCGCAGCAAGUCACGGAGCAGAUUGGCGACUGGGUUAGCUAUUGGUGCUGCUGCUCUAGCCGUCGCUGGCGGCCUCAAGUACAUGCAAAACAAUAAGGUUGAAAAAGAAGAGGCCAACCGUGGACGUGCGCGACGCCGCCAUUCUGUUGACGAUUAUUCAAGAUCCCGAAGUCGAUCUGAGCGUAGCCGCCCCCAUAGCAAAUCCAAUGCGGCUAAGGCAGCCUUAGCAACUAGUGCUGUCGCUGGUAUACUGGAACAUUAUAGGUCUAAAUCCCGAGGAAAGUCUCGGUCCAAGUCCCGCUUGAGAACAGGUGCUGAGAUUGCUGCCGCUGGAUUGACUGGUGCUGCAGCGAGCAAGCUCUGGGAACGCCAUAAAGAGAAGAAAGAGCGAGAACACGAUAGGGAAUUGAAAGAUGAGGAAUAUUCUGACAGAGAUCGAAGCUUAUCAAGAAGUCGAUCCCGCUCCAGGUCUCGCAGUCGUCAUUCGCAUUCUCGAGACUCUACGGCUGAUAGAGAAUUAGGCCUGGUUCCCGUCAUUCCAGGAGUGGAGUACGGGAGUGAACCUCUUAAGGAAUACGAUUCUGCCGGCGACGAGCCAAGGCGCCGCCACCGCCGCCGACGAUCGGCUUCCGGAUCCGACCGAGACGUCCAGAAGAAGAGGAGCCGCAGCAGAGCUCGUGAACUUGCGGCUGCGGGGCUUGGUACUGCAGCGGCAGCGAUAGGUAUCAAGAAGUAUAGGGACCGCCAGAAGAGUAAAGAACGAGACGAAAGAUCUAGAGAAAGAAGUCAAAAUAGAUCCCUAGAAAGGGAAGACCGAGACCGAGACCGAGAAAAGCGUAGGGCCAGGCGAUCUCGUGACCGUCAACGGAGACGUUAUGAAGAGGAAGCAGCGGAUGAUCCAUACUACGGUGAUUAUGAUGCACCACCAUCGCCGCCCCACGCGUCUGGCGGUGCAUACUAUCCACCUCCGCCUACUCAACCUACUGAACCGCCACCUGCUGGGCCAGGCGGAUUUACGCAGCAUUCCAACCUCUCUACGCCAAACGUCAAUGCAUACACCCCUUACCCACCAUAUAACCCUCAGGACUAUGCGGGCUCACCUCCGAUGAACUUUCCCCCGCCACCCGGACCACCAACCGGACCCCCGCCUUCAGGACCGGCAGACCGGCCUGGGCCAGAACAUGUGAGUCGUCCACGCUCUGGUGACAUUGAAUCCCCUCCCGAUGCCUCUCGGAGCGCGGCUACUGAGCAGGAUGGUGUAAGAUCUCGUAGUCGGUCACGGUCGCGCUCAAGAUCCUCGACAAGAGGCAUAUCCUCAGGUCCUUCUCCCAAUUCCAGAGUUAAAUUCGGUCCCCUCUCUCCUAAGUCCUCCCAGACCCUCCGAAGACAUCGCCGACAAAAUGAUGAACGGUCACUAGCGGUCGCUACUAAAAAUGACAACGAGGACGAGGAGGUAGCCCGUAUGAACCGCCCUCGGAACUCGCGUAGACGCUCGGACUCAGAUACUUCAUUUAACCGCCCUCGUGUCCAACGGAGGAGGAGGCGGCGCGACGAAUCUCCUAACUCCGAUGAAGACGACAUUGAAUAUCUGCCCGAUCGUUUCGACGCUUCUGGGCGACCCAUCAAUGACGACGAGUACAGCAGCGCACUUAAUAGCAUUCCAAGACAGGGUAACUUCGAAUACAACCCGCGCGACGAGAACGACUGGCACGUACGUGGGGCCUGGAGGACUAUCGGCGAGCCGGACCCCGCUCUUGUCAGUGAGCUCGCGCAGACCUUUGGUGGGCUAUUAAGACCUGCUGGUGGACUAAUGGGGGUUUUGGGACGCGCAUUGACGGAUGUGGGAUCACGAUAA
Messenger RNA from Hypoxylon trugodes, 3033 nucleotides. RefSeq lists its product as uncharacterized. The record is from RefSeq and is a predicted model, not a curated record. The transcript is spliced from 6 exons. The coding region runs from base 1 to 3033 and encodes 1010 amino acids. Lineage: Eukaryota; Fungi; Ascomycota; Sordariomycetes; Xylariales; Hypoxylaceae.